This is a messenger RNA of Temnothorax curvispinosus, 2601 nucleotides long. It is a transcript of the gene Pen, whose product is annotated as importin subunit alpha. The record is from RefSeq and is a predicted model, not a curated record. NCBI's taxonomy places the organism in Eukaryota, Metazoa, Arthropoda, Insecta, Hymenoptera, Formicidae. Gene Ontology annotation, molecular function: protein binding; nuclear import signal receptor activity. Gene Ontology annotation, cellular component: cytoplasm; nucleus. Bases 214 to 1782 code for a protein of 522 amino acids. Gene Ontology annotation, biological process: NLS-bearing protein import into nucleus. The transcript has 8 exons.
CUAAACAGCACUAUGAACAGCACUCAGCAACCAUCAGGUUUUCAGCAACAGUAACGCUUUUUUCUUUUUUUUUUUAAACUUUUAAAAGUUACUUGAAUCCUCCGAUAAGAAAAAACGUAUACGCUGGAGAAGCUGCUUGAGUAGGAGAAACCUACAAUAGACGAAAUAAGCCGAGAGAGUACAUAAAGCUAUUUUAAGUAUAACAUUGAAACAAUGCCUUCUCGAGAUGAUCACAGCCAUGGACGGAUAGCAAAUUUUAAAUUUAAUAAUAAACACGAAGAGGCACGAAUAAGAAGGAACGCAUUAUCGGUGGAACUACGAAAAGCCAAGAAAGAUGAUCAGUUGUCAAAACGACGUAAUUUGGAUACACAAGAACUAACAAAUUUAGGAGAUAAAGCUGCUCUUUCGCCCACUUCUGCUCUUUCUAUAGAUGAGAUUGUAAAUCACAUAAACUUGCCAGAUGAAACAUCACAAUUACUGGCGAUUCAAACCUGCAGAAAAUUAUUAAGUCGAGAAAAAAACCCUCCUAUAAAUGAUAUGAUAAAAGGUGGCAUAGUACCACGCUGUAUUGAGCUCUUAGAUAGUGAUCAUAAUAUUCCUUUGCAAUUUGAAGUAGCAUGGGUAUUGACUAACAUAGCUUCGGGUACGUCUGAACAAACGCAGAACGUUGUGAAACAUGGAGCGGUACCAAAAUUAGUGAAGAUGCUUAAGUCUGCGUCGCCUGUUGUUGCCGAACAAGCAGUAUGGGCCUUGGGAAACAUAGCCGGAGACGGACCAUAUGCACGCGAUCUUGUUCUUGGACAUGAUGCUCUACCUUUUCUGCUGGAUUUAAUUAAACCUGAUACCCCAAUAACAUUCAUGCGCAACAUCGUAUGGACCUUAUCUAAUUUAUGUCGAAACAAGAGUCCACCUCCACCCUUUGAAUUGAUCAGACCUGUUCUACCAGUAUUUAAUCGUCUGUUUAGUUAUACGGAUCAAGAUGUGCUUGCUGAUACCUGCUGGGCACUUUCUUAUCUCACCGAUGGAUCCAACGAUAAAAUACAAGCGGUAUUGGAAAUUGGCAUUAUACCAAAACUUGUACAGUUGCUGACAUCACAGGAAGGAACUAUUCUUACUCCAGCAUUGCGUACAGUUGGAAACAUAGUAACGGGUGACGAUACUCAAACGGAUGCUGUGAUUCUCGCGGGAGGAUUGACACAUCUUGGUGCCUUGUUGCGGUAUCAUCGCGCCAACAUUGUAAAGGAAGCUGCUUGGGCAACCAGUAACAUUAUGGCUGGUAACACAGACCAAAUCCAAAGUGCGAUAAACGCUGGUCUGUUACCACCAUUGAUAGAAGUACUUCAGUUUGGAGACUAUAAGGCACAAAAGGAAGCUGCAUGGGCUGUAACUAACUUAACAACGGGAGGAACGAUUCAACAUUUAACUGAAUUAGUGGGAGCGGGUGUAUUGCCACCUUUUUGUAAUUUAUUGGAGACAAAAGACUGGGGUGUUAUUAUUGUUGUCUUAGAUGGCCUAACUAAUAUCUUACAUGCUGCAGAAAAAAUAGGACAAGUAGAAAGAGUUGCUAUUAUGAUCGAAGAAGCUGGAGGAUUAGAUAAAAUAGAAGCUCUUCAACAUCAUCAGAAUGAACAAGUUUAUCAGAAAUCUAUGGCUAUACUUGAUACGUACUUUUCUCAAAAGGACGAAGAAGAGGUUCCUACUUCUAAAGUUAACGAGAAUGCUGAUGAACAGAUAGAAUUUAAUAUGACGGAAGAUCCGCCGAUAAAUAAAUUUAAUUUUUGAAUGAGUACGUCUUUGAAUUUGGAUUGAAGAAUUGUGAAUGAAAGAAUUUAUCAAUAUGAGACUUGAUUAUCAAUUUGUUAUAGUUCAUAAUGAUGGCUGCCUACAAUAAAAAUUCGAGUGUCAGCAAUAUUUGUGACAAAAAAUAAUAGAAAAGAAAAAGCAACAUGAAUCUAUUCAACUAUAAACAAUGAUCUUAUCUUUUUAUAUGUAUUAUAAGAAUAAAAUUAUAAUUAAGUGUUGAACACAAUAAUUUUGUUUUGAUAAUUGAGUCUCGCAUCUUUUAAAUGUUUCUAGAUAUAUUUACGUGAAAUCUCAUUGUUACAUUAGGCCUGUUCGUUUUCGCUGCACUUCUGAAUUAGUGCAAGAAAUUAGAAUAAAAGAAAAUAUAUUUGUUUCUUUUUAACUUAUUGCACUAUAUUGCACUAGUUCAGAAGUGCAGUGAAAACGAACAGACCUAUUAACUGAAGAAAAAAAGCUUUUGAUACUAAUUAUUUGAUGUAAUUUUUAGAAGUUACUGCAAACAUUUUUCAAACUUAUAUAUUUACAGGUUUCUUUGUUAAAUCUCGUAACUGAUAAGUACAUUUUGUAAUAGAAAUAAUUGAGUUUAGCUUUCUUUGUACUUUCGUUGAAAAAAAGAUAACGCUACUUGAUCAUGUUUUAUUCUUCCUUUUUUUAUGCAGAAAAUGAUUAAUCUAUUAAAUCUCAAGUUUUCUCUUGUAUUUUUACUAAUAUUCAAUCAUUUCUUUACAGACUUAUUUAAAACCGUUAUUUUUAAAUAUUAGUUUCGAUAAUUUGUAGAAUCGAUUGUCACGAUUAAUA